Messenger RNA from Sinocyclocheilus grahami, 1154 nucleotides. RefSeq names its product homeobox protein Hox-C13a-like. Gene Ontology annotation, molecular function: DNA-binding transcription factor activity, RNA polymerase II-specific; DNA binding. Gene Ontology annotation, biological process: regulation of DNA-templated transcription. The record is from RefSeq and is a predicted model, not a curated record. Lineage: Eukaryota; Metazoa; Chordata; Actinopteri; Cypriniformes; Cyprinidae. The transcript is spliced from 2 exons. Bases 67 to 993 code for a protein of 308 amino acids.
UGUACUUGGAAAUGAGGUAUCAGUCCUGGAGUAGGCGACUUUUAAAAAGCAUCGGCAGCCCGUGAUAUGACGACUUCGCUGGUCCUGCAUCCACGCUGGGCGGACACCUUGAUGUACGUGUAUGAAAAAAGCCCGAAUGAAAAUAAUCAGAAUAAAAACCAAAUUAUGGAAGGAUUGAGCGGGAAUUGCCCUGCGACUCAUUGCAGGGAACUGAUCUCACACCCCGCGCUGGGGCGGCAUUCCGGCACCAUAGCGACUCACCAGGGAUCCAUGUACUCGGAUAUAUCCUCCCCUGAAACUGGGCGACAGUGCCCCGCUCCACAGACGUCAUCUAGUGCCUCUCUGAGUUACGGCUAUCCCUUUGGAAACCCUUACUACGGUUGCAGAUUAUCUCACUCGCACAACGUGAACUUGCAGCAGAAACCAUGUUCAUACCAUCCCGCAGAAAAAUAUGCCGAGACGAGCAGUGCCUUGCCCACGGAGGAGCUCUCCAGCAGGGCAAAAGAGUUUGCUUUCUACCCGAGUUUUGCCAGCUCGUACCAGGCGGUUCCAGGAUAUCUAGACAUGUCGGUGGUCCCCAGUAUUAGUGCGCAUCCCGAGCCACGUCACGAUGCAUUGAUCCCCAUGGAUGGAUAUCAACACUGGGCUCUGUCGAAUGGCUGGGAUGGGCAGGUGUACUGUUCAAAGGAGCAAACACAGUCUUCUCAUCUUUGGAAAUCUCCGUUUCCAGAUGUUGUUCCGUUGCAGCCAGAAGUCAGCAGUUAUCGUCGAGGACGCAAAAAGCGUGUUCCCUACACCAAGAUGCAACUAAAGGAAUUGGAAAAAGAGUAUGCAGCAAGCAAGUUUAUCACCAAAGACAAGAGACGACGCAUCUCUGCGACAACCAACCUCUCAGAACGCCAAGUUACUAUUUGGUUCCAGAACCGCAGAGUGAAGGAGAAAAAGUUUGUCAGUAAAUCCAAGACUACUACUAAUAAUCACAUGCAUACUUGAUGUAUGUUUCGUGCUUUUUUCCCGCCAGCUUAUACCCUUCUGUCCAGAAAGUCUGAUAUUUACCUCCGUUCAGAAAUCGUGAAUGAAGAACAUGCGGGCAGCCUCAAGCAUAACCUGUCUUCUUUCACUUUAUUUAAUUGAAAUCAUGCACACAAUACCAU